Molecule: messenger RNA, 5843 nt
Organism: Heterotrigona itama
Lineage: Eukaryota; Metazoa; Arthropoda; Insecta; Hymenoptera; Apidae
Source: the annotation of a GenBank genome assembly
CACAUGGCACGGAACGUGUUAAAGCAGAAGAAAGUAAAACGUCGUAGUCAUUGUACCUAGCGCGAAUAAAUAUCGUCUGGAGGCGGAUAUACAAGCUACGAGGAAAUGCUGCUUAGGAGACUCGAUGCCGUCUGCGGCAUCUCCGUCGAGUCGCACGGUCUCCAUACCGUCUUCGUUGCCAAUCGGGUUCUUCUCAACAUCGUCGAGCGUUUCGACACUCGCCAAUCCAGCAGCCCCGGUAGCCCCUAAUUCCACCUCGCCUUCCUGCAAUAAUUUACAACAUACGUUGAGAAAUAUGCGCUCAGCUGGCCCUCGCUUAUUCGUAGAAAUUUGUAAUUAGAAUUAAAAUAUCUAAAAAAUGACUAAAAAAGCAGUAGUGCAUGCUCGAGCGUAAUGAAUUACAUGUUGUCAAGGAACUCUACAGGGUACCGCUCGAUUCAUUCUUAUCUUACUAUUCCUGAGGAUGUUUCCAAGCGUUUCAACGUGUCUAAAGAGAGAUUAUCUCGUUAAGAUGAAACGAAAGAAAGGAAAAAAAGGGAAAAAGGCCAAAUAUCAGCUAUUCAACUACCUUGUUCUUCUUUCUAGGGAAAACAGAAACUAAGGGCAACUUUAUGGCGCCGAGGAUCCCCUUGCGGCCUUCUUUCUCCUUCGCGUCUUUAUUCGGCGUGCUUGUUCUCUCCGACGAAGCACAUUGAUCAAUUUCUUUAACAGGUUUCUCCGUCGUCGUAUCGCCUUCUCCAGCAUCGGUCGGUUUACCAUCGUCUUCUUUGCAAAGUUCUUUGCUCUUUGUACGACAGAAGCCGGGCAUCUUAAUACCGCCAAUUGGAAUUUUCUUUUUAGGUUUCUGGUCUUCGGUCUCCGCGUCUGGUGCGGUCGAUGCCACUGUGUGUUUUGUGUUUUCAGCGUUCAACAUUUUCUCUCUCUCCUCCUCCGCGAUCUCUUUCUUAUCCAUACUCUUUUCUUGAUCCUCUUGGCUCAUGACUCAAUCUCUUCCCAGGAGAGGGACGCUACUCGAAUUUUGCGGGAACGUUGCUAUUUCCCCGUGUUGAAAAGCUGCCGAUUGGCCGGCCAAUGUCAAGCUGGUCGCGUUGAUCCUACCGGCAACGAUCACUUCAUCGAUCGUCCGAUGAUAUUUAAAUUUGAUUCCGGCACCUUGCGAGGAAACUGUUUCAAACGGAGAUCAAAUGUCACCACAAACGAAGCUUAAGGCAUGCCUACCUCGACUGUCGUCCUACGAGUCGUUCACGAUGCGUUCCCCCCCAUCGCCGCGAUUUUGACGCGAUGCGACGCUACUAUUGGUCGAUUUUAACUGUGCGCGAUCGCUUUGUUUCAAACAGCUCGCAUUACCUGCUCCUUUUUUCCCUCUUUCUACCUGUUACAAUAUCGUUGCACGAUCUAACAGCUCUGCUUGCUUCUGUAAGAAUCAACCGUCGCCUUGCAGAAAACAUUUCAUUUGUAAACAUAUCAUUUCCUCCGAGUCAAUUUGCGUUGUUAAAUUCUCUUAAAUUUAUCCUGCAAUUGUGACAUGAAACUUCAAGAAUCUCAUCGUUAUUCUUAUCAUUAGUGUUUUUACUUCCAUCUAGGCCUUAGAUGUUGAAGUUAUUUUUUUACAACCAAAUGUUGCAAAGUAAAUUAAAACGGAACCUAAGCGUCUUCAACUGUUAAAUAUUGUAAUGAAUAUUGUACUUCGCUGAACAUCCAGUUGUUUAACAAUUAUAUAUAGCACGGUGAUCUGAAUCGUGUGCCGGCACAUAAGUUAGGUUAACCAAACAUACGAUUUUCUAUGACGACAAUUCAACGAAAAAUGCUAGUUGAAAGAACUUGUGGGCUUGUCGAAAGCCAAUUGUUUACCGCAAAAGAAAAAGUAAAAACAGUACAAUCACCAUUAAUAAGGAGAGGAAAGGAUAUUCGGAAUCGAAUAAAAAUAUUUUGAAUCGCACACCGGCAAAGUCGUGCACGGUGGUGAGUUCGCGCUUCGUCGUGUACUACGCAUGCGCGCUCCUCCUAAAGUAAAUCCGCGUCGUCGCCGUCGUAACAUCGUACUUGCGUUGUACUCGUUUCGCGACGUAGCGUGCAUCGUAGCUGUACAAAGCGUAUACACAUCUCUCGUUUGACAGUUCAAUUUUAACGCGCGCAUCUGUAAUCCACGAUCCCGAUAUCGCCGGGAUUCUGUCCACUCCGGUGUUAACCUUUCCUUCUCUUCGAGAACGUUCGAGGCUCGCUUGCCAUUGACAUGCCUCUCAUCGAACUUGGAGGAUCGGUCUGUGAGAAAGCCCGCUCGUAUCUUGCGAUACUGGAUACGUAAAGCGUUCAUAAUGUGUUCGAAGAGGAAUGUAUCGACGUUCACGUGCCUAGAGACGAGAUUCCUGCGUCUCCUCUGGACAUCGCGGGGUUAAACCUCUCGGCUCGACAGACAGCGUAGCUAGUUAGAUAGAUAGCGUAAAUAGUUAGAGGGGGCAAAAGGUGUAGCCAGAGGAAGGCAAACCAAGUCGUCGGAAAAAUCGAAGGAAGGUUCCGGAUUUUAGAUUUUUCCAAGUCGGGGAUCGCGAGGAAAAAAUACGGCCGAUCAAUGUUUUAUUUGUGAUGGGAGUGCCUGCGCGGGGAGCACUCGCGGCGAUUGUCGCCAUAAGCGCGUUCGCCGUCUAUUUGAACAGCCUUAAUUGCGGCUUCGUUUUCGAUGACAUUUCAGCGAUAAAAGAUAAUCGUGACUUGAGGCCUCAUACACCGUUGAAAAACGUUUUUUACAAUGAUUUCUGGGGCACUCCUAUGCACAAGGAGCAGUCGCACAAAUCGUACAGGCCUUUGUGCGUUCUCACAUUUCGAUGGAAUUACCUGAUUCACCAGUUGGAUCCUAUGGGAUAUCACUUGCUUAAUGUUAUUCUACAUGUUGGAGUAUGCUUAUUAUAUUUCAGGUUACAGGAGUGGUCGGAAGAGCAGAAACAUUGUCCUCUUUAUUUUAUUUAGCGGCUUUAAUCAUGUAUACUAAAUGCUGCAGAAGUAGAAGGUCUACAGGUUGGAAAUCUUUGAUAUUAUCUAUGUCUUUUGUUUUCACUGCCAUGUUGUGCAAAGAACAAGGAAUAACAGCUACUGCAGUUUGUGUAUUCUAUGAGAUUUUUGUUGUACAAAAGGUAAGAGCAAUGGAUAUCUUCUUGACGUUAAAGGCAGCUUUUGGUGGGAAAAAGAUAUCGCUCACUUGGUCCAGUGAAGGUACAAAACGACUGACAGUCCUUACGCUUGUCACAUUUAGUUUACUUAUUCUUCGGCUACAUGUAAUGGGCUCAAAGUUACCUGUAUUUACCAGAUUUGACAAUCCUGCAUCUGUGGCCCCAACGCCAAUAAGGCAGCUUACCUAUAAUUACCUCGCAGCAGUUAAUCUGAGGCUGCUAUUUCUUCCAAGCGAUUUAUGCUGUGAUUGGACUAUGGGAACGAUACCAUUGAUAGAAAGUUUUACAGAUCCUCGCAAUCUGGCUACUAUAGCGACUCAUACGACCAUAUUAGGAUUGUUGAUAACAGCAAUUUUAACACCUAAUAGACAAACUUCCAUUAUUCUUAUAAUGAGCUUGGCUAUGAUGAUACUCCCAUUUUUACCUGCCUCAAAUCUCUUCUUCCCAGUUGGAUUCGUCAUUGCCGAAAGAGUAUUGUACGCCCCAUCUAUGGGAUUUUGUAUGCUUAUCGGAUAUGGGUGGAGCAUUCUAUGCGAUAAAAAAUUUAAGAAAUUAACACUAUUUUUAUUAAUAACUCUUUUGGCUGCGCACACAACGAAAACUUUCAUCAGGAAUUACGAUUGGCUGGAUGAAUAUUCCAUAUUCAUGUCGGGAUUAAAAGUGAACGACCGCAACGCCAAAUUAUUCAACAACGUUGGACACGCUUUGGAAAGUCAAGGGAAAUUUAAGGAAGCGUUAAAUUUUUUUAAUAUGGCUGUGCAAGUUCAAGGCGAUGACAUUGGUGCGCACAUCAACGUGGGUAGGACUUACAACCAUUUGAAAAUGUUUAAAGAAGCCGAAGACGCGUAUUUGAAGGCAAAAUCUUUACUACCGAAAGCGAAACCGGGAGAAUCUUACCAAGCGCGAAUAGCUCCGAAUCAUUUGAAUGUUUUUGUAAAUUUAGCAAACCUAAUAGCAAAGAAUGCAACUAGGUUAGAAGAAGCUGAUCUGCUUUAUAGGCAAGCCAUUAGUAUGCGCGCCGAUUACACACAAGCAUAUAUUAAUCGGGGCGAUGUUUUAAUUAAACUUAAUCGUACCAAAGAAGCGCAGGAAGUUUACGAACGGGCACUUUUCUACGACAGUAACAAUCCAGACAUUUAUUACAACCUUGGAGUCGUAUUUCUUGAACAAGGAAAAGCAUCUCAAGCUCUGGCGUAUCUUGACAAGGCUCUCGAAUUUGAUCCAGAACACGAACAAGCAUUACUCAAUUCAGCAAUUUUGCUUCAAGAGUUAGGUCGUGCUGAAUUGCGGAAAGUGGCCAGAGAAAGACUGCUGAAACUUUUGCGAAAAGACUCUAAUAACGAACGGGUUCAUUUCAAUCUUGGAAUGCUGGCUAUGGACGAUCACGACAGCGGUAGCGCAGAACGAUGGUUUCGCAAUGCCGUUGCUCUCAAAGAGGAUUUCCGUUCUGCAUUAUUUAAUUUGGCUCUCUUGCUAGCGGACGAACAACGUCCCCUUGAAGCUGCUCCAUUUUUAAACCAAUUAGUUAGAUUUCACCCGGACCACGUUAAAGGAUUAAUCCUCCUAGGUGAUAUUUAUAUAAAUAACAUAAAAGAUUUGGACGCUGCUGAAAAUUGUUAUCGGAGAAUACUGCAGCUAGAUCCAACAAAUAUCCAAGGUCUUCAUAACUUGUGCGUCGUGAUGGUGGAGCGUGGUAAGUUAGGCUUAGCCGCUCAAUGUUUGGAACGAGCAGCAGCUCUGGCACCUCAUCAGGACUACGUGCACAGACACUUGGCUAUCGUGAAGGCUCGUAUCAGCAGACUACCUCCGGAGCAACGUGACACAGAGAUAUUCGAUGAUUUCUUUUGGCAAACGAGCGCCAAGGAGAGGAACUUCAUGGGGGAUAUUUCCAGCAGCAGUAGCGUUGGUAGCACUAGCGGCGCAAGUGGUCUCGGCAAUAUGGAAAAUAGCGGUAGCCAGUUCUUAGGCAAAACGGAUUCUGUAUUUUCGAAUCACCAUAAUCACAUAGGCCAUAAGAAAAGCACGAACUCAAUCAAUAAUCACAUUGCGCAUCUAAAGAGUUCAUCGAAAUCUGCGAGACUUCCGUUGAGCGAGAUGAAACCGGAAGCGAAGGACACACACGUCAGCCGUGACAGGUCGUCGACGAGUUCAAACGAGCAGCAGGAGUUCUCGCCUAGAAGGGUCUUUGGCAAAGGCAUGAGCUCAGAUGCAACGGAAUUGACAAUCGAUCGAGAACGUGCGACUAAAAUAAUUAGCUCGGAGAAGUUCGAUAGGGCUACACCGGCAUUUUCAACUGGCGAGAAGCAUGCUGGAACUACACGUCAAAAGGACACCGCACUUUCAUAGUACUGACAUUUGAAAAUUGCGCCGAAUACUGUAUAAAGUUAUAUUCUACAUAUAACGAAAGAAUAAUGGUGGUACAGUCGUAUAGAGCUAAUGUGUGAAUAUAAAAUAAAUACAGAGUAUUGUUUUAUAUGCUGUACGAAUAGAACGUUUUGUAAAAUAUAUUUAAAAAAUGUGCAACCCCUUGGUCUUGUCUUUGCAAUUCUACGCUGAUAGAGUCUUUAUCUCUAUUCACAAGUAAUUCCUUCUAUCUUCCAGGUACUUGUACUAGAUUCUUGUGUUACGCUUGAAUCUUUUGUUUAUUAAAAAAAAAAGGAAAAACAAUUUUCAACCUAA